AUGGACGAUCAAUCUACAAGUGUAUCAAUUAUUGAGGAACUACCAUCGGAUUUGAUCCUAUGUAUCCUUAAAUCCGACUGCUUGAGCGUGUCUGAUUUUGCUUGUCUGGAGAUAACUUGCACUACAUUCGGUAGAAUUAGAGAAGAAUAUCUUCAUGACCCAAUACUAUUAAUAAAGUUCCGAUCUUUAGUUGAUUUGGCAGUGUUUCGCCUAUGUGAAUCUCAUCCAAUAUACUCAUGUCUGAAGGAAACUCAAAAAAAAAAUCUUUUGCGAAGGAUGGGCAACAACUGGAAGCAAGCAUUGAAUUUCUUGCGUUCUGUUGAAGAAUCCUCCUCAGAUAUUGUUCAGAGUAAAUUAAGAUCAGGUAAUUAUAUAAAGGUGAUAGCAGGAAUUCUUUUUACAAUUGUGUUGAAGGAUUAUUCGGUGUACAUUUCGGGUACUCAUUCUUUGUGUGGCCUUUUAUUGGAUAAGUAUGUCAAGUAUGGACGGGUUGACUCGUUUACUCGGAUUAACUUUGACAAGCUUUUAUCAUCAUCAUCAUCAUGUCAUGUGGAUAAUAUACUAGUCUAUGACGUCUCUGCCCUGUACCGUCAUGCUGCUUUUAUUACGCAAUCAGGAGAGGUUUUUACAUGUGGUAACAAUUCGUCGGGUUGCUGUGGGGAUGGCGGUGGCGGUGGCGGUGGUGACAUUGACAAUCGCAUCCUUAGACCUCGGCUUGUGGAAGGCGCAUUGAAGGGAAUCCCUUGCAAACAAGUUGUAGUCGGUUAUAAAUUCACUGUGUUUCUUACAAGAGAUGGACGAGUAUAUACUUGUGGGAGAAACAAUCACAGUCAGCUUGGUCAUGGUGAUAGCGUGGAUAGACCGACACCUACCAUAGUAGAAUCGCUAGUAGAUUGUGUAGUAGUUCAAGUUUCAGCUGGUCUAACUUUCACAUUAGCUGUAACUAGCGAUGGCAACUUGUAUUCAUUCGGCUCGGGCGAGGACGAUGGGUGUUUGGGUCACGGAGUUGAGCAGAAUGAGCUACGCCCCUCGUCUGGUUGA
Messenger RNA from Impatiens glandulifera, 1041 nucleotides. RefSeq names its product PH, RCC1 and FYVE domains-containing protein 1-like. Lineage: Eukaryota; Viridiplantae; Streptophyta; Magnoliopsida; Ericales; Balsaminaceae. The record is from RefSeq and is a predicted model, not a curated record. The transcript has a single exon. The coding region runs from base 1 to 1041 and encodes 346 amino acids.